AACCCUCAUCGAAUAUUUACCAUACAGAAGUUACCACCAAUCCAAAGAAAGGAUAGGCGGGUGCUAGACAGGCAGCCGUGCCGCUUUGUGAACACCGACUCCCUCGGGCGGAGAGACAGUUUAUAAUCUUUGAUUAAAUUGACCAGAUACUAUAGCGGUCGCUCUAACGAUGAAAAUAAUGGAUACAGUUGGAAGGAGGCAAGAUCAGGUGGCACCAUUCUAGCCAAUGAGAGGGCAGAUACGCAGGACCACGACGGUUUUCCACUAGUUACCACAGCCACAAGGUAGAAAAAUGAAUAUCGUUACAUUUCACAAAAACAAAAAUGAGCUUUGUGGUCUUAUAAGGUUAGGGUCAUGCAUAACGUUAGCAUUGUGUUUAAGGUUAGGUUUAAGAUCACAUUUUGAGAAAAUAAAUUGUAGAAAUAGGCGGGGAUUAUGAUUUGUGUUUGUUGCAACUAGUGACGACCAGGCACAACUGCCUAUAUAUAACGUUUUUUCUUCUUCUCAGUUACCGGGAUGUCGAGGUAUGCUACCUAUAUCAGUACACUCGUAACAACCUAAUCAUUACGAAACUUCUAUUUGAUCAAAUAUGCCACACGUAUUAAAUAAGCCAUUACAUGUUUUGUUAUCCAAAUUCGACGCUCUCAUUGACAAAUUGAUCUCCAUGCAAUUAUCCCUCACGUUUCGCCUCUCUGGCAUAAAUAAACAUGUGACCGUGGAGGUCCAGUUUGAGAAUUCAUCCUCGUGGCAAUAUUGAGAGAAAAAAACGCUAGAUUACAAAAAAAAUUCUUAGCUGAUUGUAAUACUUUUGGAAAUGAAUGAAUGGAUGGCAUAUGACCCACUGAAAGAAUAAACCAAGGACAAGGUUCCCGACCACCAGCCUAAAGCGAGGAGAGAGAAAGGAAAGGGGGAGAAUGGUGCAGAUCGCUUAGCAACGUGGACGCUUGGUGCUCAACCGGAUACGAGCACAGGACUUAAGUCGAAGAGUUGAAGGAUUUUACAACAUCAUUUAGCUAAAACAGCGUCUGAAAACUUGAGCGAUGGAGAGAAUAUGUCUUGACAAGACUGCAUCUAAGGCAGUGGACGACUAUCUGGAGUACAGGAGGAUCGUGGGUGAAGACGAUGGCGGCAGACUAUUCUCCCCAGAGGAAUAUGAAGAGUACAAGAGAACAGUGUUUCCCCAGAGACUACACAACAGGCUGUAUGUGAGCUUUGGAGUGCCAGGGGGAAUAGACUGUAAACUCAUCGGCCCAGAGACACCUUGCUUCUGCACACACAGGUACAAACAGCAUCAGACAGACUUUGAGGAGGUUCCUUCGGAGCGCCCGAUAGCACUACCAUGCCGGGUGCAAGGGUGUCGGUGUUUGGCCUUUCAGUACGUGCACCUGAACGGGUCACAGCCUGUACGCUGCAGGUGCAAACACUCUGUCUACGACCACAGUGAGACCUCAGAACACCUCUGUGGGAAAUGCUCAUCCUGCUCUGGGUUCUGGAGCCCCUACAGCUGUGGGUGUGGCCAGCCCAGCUCCGCCCACCGGACGCUGGUGGAGACGAAAGCAGAACGGGAGGCCCGGGGUCGUCCGGUGGGCAGAGACGUUCCAUACGCAGCCAUGGGGGGUCUGACAGGGUUCAGCUCCCUGGCUGACGGGUACCUGAGACUGGACGAUAGCGGGGCAGGUGCCCCUCACCUGUGUGUUCUGUCGUCUCAACAACCAAGAGCUUUCCAGGAGCAUGUGUUUGAGAAAGCCUCAGGACCAGCAGCAGCCUCAGGACCAGCAGCAGCCUCAGGACCUAAAGAGGAGAGUUCAGUGACGUCUGUGACCAGGUCUCUGUCUGACCUCAGCACCAGAGAUGAAGAAGACAUGGCGUACUUUGAGAGACGCUACCAGGAGAGGGUGAGGAGGACAGUUCUCUAAUGAAACACUGGAGGCCAGCAAAGCGCAGUAGAAACAGAAUUGUACAGAUGAAAAAUAAGUGAGAUCAAGGAAGCAGAGCGACACAUACUGUGCCUUCAGAAAGUAUUCAUACACCUUGACUUAUUCCACAUUUCGUUGUGUUACAGCUUGAAUUCAAAAUGGAUUAAAUAUAUUUUUUUCUCUGACCCAUCUACUAACAGUAGCCCCGUAAUGACAAAGUGAAAACAUGUUUUUAGAAACUGUUGGAAAUUUAUUGAAAAUGAAAUACAGAAAUAUCUCAUUUA
This is a messenger RNA of Salmo salar (Atlantic salmon), 2200 nucleotides long. The record is from RefSeq and is a predicted model, not a curated record. NCBI's taxonomy places the organism in Eukaryota, Metazoa, Chordata, Actinopteri, Salmoniformes, Salmonidae.